This is a messenger RNA of Labrus bergylta (ballan wrasse), 9007 nucleotides long. RefSeq names its product ataxin 1a (gene atxn1a). Gene Ontology annotation, cellular component: nucleus. Lineage: Eukaryota; Metazoa; Chordata; Actinopteri; Labriformes; Labridae. Gene Ontology annotation, molecular function: RNA binding; protein binding. Gene Ontology annotation, biological process: negative regulation of transcription by RNA polymerase II; nervous system development. The record is from RefSeq and is a predicted model, not a curated record.
AGAAAGGGUAGGAGCAGUUUGUAGCACACUGAAUCUACUCAGGAUUUCAGCUCAGGGGGGGGGGGGGACUCCUCAGGGUGCUUAGCGAGGCACACAGUGGAGAGAAGUUAAGGGAGGAAAGGAAUGAGAGAGGAGAGAGAGGGAGCAUGCUGCAGAAGUGGGCUACUCCUGCUACCCUGGAUUGUGCUGGGUGCCGGCAGGCUUGCUUUUGCAGGGAAAUGAUUCCACAUGAAGUGCGACGCACUCGGCCCCCUGUCGUCCUCGGCGGCAGCACUAGCAGGUGUGAUGUCGUGAGUCUCUCCCCUACCACACUGAGCUCACCCUUCAGCCACUGAAGACCCCUGGACCAAAGACUGCCCUACCCCUGCCCCCUUACCGCCUCCCUCUCAAUAACCUUCAUCUCCAUCUUUAAUCCUUUCUCACCUGCUUGUUAGGGCCUGGAUUUUCUUUGAGAUCUGAAAAGACCUGAUUCAAAGACCUUGACUGUACUGGAUAGAGGGUGAAAUAGAAGAAAAAAACAUUGGCACAGUUAAUUCAUAGUAAAUCAGAUUGACAUACAAGAAAGACCAGCAAAAGUGAGAAAAGGAGACAAGGAAAGUAAAACAGAAAGGCACCAAAAAUAGAGAAAAGGCUAUAGAAGUGCAAAAGUUAAGGAAAGAUUAAGAAAGCACAGUUGAGGGAAGUCAGCAUGAAGUCCAACCAGGAACGCAGUAAUGAGUGUUUGCCCCCAAAGAAGAGGGAGCUGCCCUCUAGUACAUUAGCAUCUGAAAAUCGCUCACCCACAAUACCACCUGCCAGUGACAGCCAGCGCUCAGAGAACUUGGCGUGGCUUGCCAGUGUGGCUGGUGGGAAUGAAAGUGGUGUGGGUGGACACAGUAGCUCCAGUCAAUCUGAUGGAGCCCAGUAUAAAUCCUUCUUCUCUACAUCAGACUCUUCAUCCUCUUCUUCAUCACUGAGGCUAGUCUCAUCUCUUCCAACAGUGUACACAUCCCCCCUGUCACAGACCACAGUUGGAGGAACUGUCCAUUACGCCCAACUGCCUCCCAACCUGCAGUUCAUAGCCUCACCCUACCCCACCCCAUAUGCAGGCUACAUCUCCCCUCAACUGCUUCCACCUCCUCCCCCACCUCCACCCCUUUCCUCUUCCUCCUCCUCUUUCGCCACGCAGAGAUCAUCACAUAUGGAGACGGUCCUUGCUCCUUCACAGGCCUCCAAACAUGACCAGCAGAGAGCAUGCAUAGGGCGUACCUCCAUGCCUCCUCCCCCCACAGAUCCUGCCCCUCACCACGCUCAAAUGUCGACCUCCCCAAGGACUGUUCCGUCGCAUCAUUACCAAGGAGGUGUUCAUCUUUCUCCCGGUGCUGUGCACGCCCACCACUCUUUGGGACAUGGCUUGUCCCAGGUUGUGGUGCAGUAUAUGGACGGGCCUGCAAGGAAAGAGGAAGGUGGCUCCAGACCCAGAGAGCUUCACAACGGAGAGCUGGAAAGGGGUCGGCGGUUUGGAGCGUCCCCCGAGUCCGGCCUCUCCAAAUCGGGGAGCAGAUCACGGGAGUCCGCCUCUUCUUUGACCUCCUACGAGGCCCACCAGCUGGUUCUACCAUCAGACUACUCUCCUCAUGAUCCCUCAGGGUUGAGAACAUCCGUUAUGCUAAUGCCCAACAGCCACGUAGACCACCAGCUGGUAUCGUCAAGACCCAGCCCAGAUAAACGUUUUACCUCGGCCCCUGCACAUCUGGAGAAAGGGGGCAUCCUUCUGGGCAAACCUGUUCAUCGAACGCCAACCCCCUCCAGCACCACCUCCUCUUUUACGUUUCCAACGCCAUUGAGUGUCAACAGUCUUAAAGCUGCUGCCAGCACUCUGUCACCCCAGACCGUUAUUCAGACUACUCACAGUGCUACAGAGUCUCUAUCCAUGGGCCUUUCCGCCACUAGUAUCUACCCACAGCCACCCAUCAUUGGUUACAUUGCAGGGAGCAGUGGGGGCCAGCAUACACCAAUUAGCUACCACACCAGCCUACAACAACACUUACUCAUUCCUGGCGCCCAACCGGUGAUUAUCCCUGUAAGUGGGGGUGGAGUUACCACAUUGGAACCAGUAACAUCAUCCACCCAGGCUGCACCGUUUCCCACCACACUCCCACACACUUACAUUGCCGCCACUGCUCCCAAAGGAGAAACUCUGGAAACCCACAGUGGCUCGUACCACCAAGCCGCUUCAGGUGCAGUGGUCCAAGCCCAGCUUCACCUUCCCCUUGUUCCCGCAUCGCCGGGGCUGGCUGCUCCUUCAGCUCCUCCUCAAACAUCGAGUACAGCGGCGCCCCCAUCACUGCCCCCGUAUUUCAUCAAGGGUUCCAUCAUCCAGCUGGCUGAUGGGGAACUUAAACGUGUGGAGGAUCUGAAGACCGAGGACUUCAUCCAGAGCGCCGAGAUCAGCAGUGACCUGAAGAUCGACUCGUCCACGGUGGAGCGCAUCGAAGGGAGCCACUCCUCAUCCAACUUUGCUGUGGUUCAGUUUUCUGUUGGUGAGCACCGUGCACAGGUGAGUGUGGAGGUCUUGGUGGAGUACCCCUUCUUCGUCUUUGGCCAAGGCUGGUCCUCAUGCUGCCCCGACCGGACCACCCAGCUCCUUGAGCUUCCCUGCACCAAGCUUUCUGUGGGCGAUGUUUGUAUUUCACUCACACUCAAGAACCUGAGGAACGGAUCUCUAAAGAAGACUCAACCCGUGGAGCUGCCCCCACCUGCCUCCGUCCUGGCCUCUAGCCACGGGCACCUCAAACCCCACCGAGCUGGAUCAGACGCUCCCCAAAGCUGCAGUGGAGGAAGCUUCAGGCACUGCGAGCGGGAGAACGGCAUCAGCCAGAGGGGGAAAGGUGGAAGUGGAAAUGGCAAUGGGAGAGUUGGGGGCAAGAAUGUGGAAAAUGGUGAUCUUAAGGCAGAAGCCGGCCCUAGUAAACCUUCAGGAAGCAGGAAAAGGAGAUGGUCUGCCCCUGAAGGUCGAAAAGUCGAAAAAACUGAGGAGGAACCACCUUUGACCCUGCCCAAACCUUCCUUCAUCUCUCGUGAGGUGAAAGUCAGCAUUGAGGGAAGGUCAAAUAUUGGCAAGUGAAGGCCAGCAGGACAUAAAUGACCAUUGGAACUUGGAAAUAAAAAACAUCAAUGGAUUCUACAAAAAAUGAAUGCCCACAUUAAUGUCUCAUUUGUUUUGGUUUCAAAGUUUUCUGUUUUUAUUUUUCUAUCUUAAAUACUGUACUGUAGAGGUUAACGUACCCUACUCGGUGUCACCUUACAUUAAGUCCAUGUACUUUAUAACACAUUUUUAUCGUUAGGUUUGAUAUCACACAAGCAAUUAGUGCUGAUUUGGAAGUUUUCAUGAGAAAAGAGAUUUGUGUUUUUAAUGUUUAGAGUUGGCUGUGCGGCACACUCGUGCAAUGCUUGAUGGCUCUUCUUGGCUGGCUACACAUAAUUUAUAUUGCUAAUUUAAUUAGCACACAAUUAGCUGUUAUCCCUGUCUCGACGAAAAAUACUUUCCCCCAACUUGUUGACUCACAAGAAAUGAUGCAAUGUCAGCUGAGCCUGGGCAUGAAGGAUUUGUGGGAAAAUCAUUAAAGAAAAUUCUAAAUCAGACUUAGGGUUGGAAGAAAAAUAAUUCUUCUUGUCUAAAGUAUAAAAGAAUCAAUUGUUGCAGUGUCAUCAGGGUGUGCCAGACAUUUAAACCUUGCCAGUGAGGUCAUCAGGUGGUGCCCCGUGUGCCCAACAAUAGAAGGAUAACAACACUCACUCUGUUCAGCUUAAUUACAGUUUCAUUUUGCAUUUUAUUUUUUCUCCUUAACCCUUCAUCCUCUAUCUCUUCAGAUAGUUGUUUUCAAUGAUUGUCAAAAAAAAAAAACUUUAAUCAGGGGUCAUUUAGUCCAAGAAUGAACCUAUAUGUUGGUCAAUGUUCAUGUAAAAAAAAUGUGAGAUACCCGAACAUUACACAAACAAUUGCAUUCACACUGGGUUGGCAAACUUCAAUUUAAGAGGAAGACUUCAUACAAUCCUCAUCUUUUUGGAUGAAUUGCUUUAUAUAUUUUUGUAUUGUGAUUAGAAAAGGCUGCGUGAGAGGAACCGAGAAGAUUCUGCGUGUCAGUUCUGAGAGGGUCGAGAUGUUUCAUAGCACUUAAAAAAGAAACCUGUAACACUCACCAUACAGCCGAGAAAAUUGAUGUCUCUUCAUUUACGCAGUACUGUAUGUUUUUAUUUUUUAAUUUUUUUUUCUGUUCAGACGAGGGGGAGAAAGUAGCAGCAGCACUUUGGAGAGGUGAGGCUUUUUAAAGAAGUAAAAGGGGGUCGUAGGAAUGGAUGUGCCAUGGGAUUUUCUAAGAAAGGGAUGAUUUUGGCAGGUUUAAGUAGAUGGUUAGAGGAGAAAAAUUGCGAUAAAAAGGAAUAAGAAAUAACAGUUUAUAGCAUGUGCACUAGCUUGCAGUGCUAAAGCUCUGGGAAAGUAUCGAAAUGUGUCUCGAAAGUUUCCAUUUAAACGAAGAAAAAGGCUUUGAAACAAACCCAGUGAUGUUUGAAUUCGAUCGAGAGCGUUGGUGUUGGGAGCGCACGCCACAGAAUACUGAAGGGUGUCAUAAAUUUGUUACGUUUGCGUGACUGUGCCAGAGUGUGUGCGACGCGGGUCUGUGUCUGACUGUACACACACACGUACACUUACACAAACACACAAACAGUACAAACAAUCUCUGAAACUCAACGCGCAGUAUUUGUUGAGACUAGUUGACUGACGUUGGAUUAAUGCACACAGCUAACAGUACAGUGUGUUUAUGUAAGUGUGUGCGUUAGUGUAUGAGUGUGUGUGAACUAGUGUAUAGGAAAGGAGACACUUGUAUGAUAUAUAGACAGUGCUAAAUGUCCAGUGUUUCCACUUGGAGUUGUACUUAAGAAAACCUUGCAAUUUGCACAUCAGGAGGAGGAAGAGAAAUGUAAUUUUUUUAUAAACUGCCCUGCCUUGAAACGAGCCAGAGACCACCUAAACACACUGGAGGAGAGCAGGGUCAUUUUGUUCCUCGCAAGCCACUCAUCAGCUUGUCGAGGAGAUGUUUCUCAGUGACACACUUAAUGUCAAACAACAGUUGAGUUUUUAGGAACAAAACCCAUUGAUAAAACCAGGAUUUUCAUCACGUGCCUGUCUACUGAAUUUCCUGGCAUUAGUGGAAGAAACACUCGUUUUCAUGAGUCAUGUUUCCUUGCUGUUGAGGGUGUAGGGGACUAGGAUUCAGUUUUGAACACGGCCUGUGCAUUUAGCCAUCAGUUGUUUUUUUUUGAAGAUGUAGCAGUUACCUCAACAGACAUGUUUUGCUUAGUUGUCCAGGACUGAGCUUUCUCUCUAGUAUUGGUUGAAAUUGGCAGGUUUUUAAAUCUCGGCUAAUCGACUCGUGGUCAUGCAUGUAACAGUCUAUGAAAGUCUAUGCUCAGCUGUUAGCUUAGCAUGUUGUGAAAGUUCUGGCACAGUUGUGUUGUACAGGCGGUAGAGACGCAGUCAUAUCUGUUGAGAUUUCUACUCGGCUUCUGUCUUCAUUUAUUGGCAGAGGUUAUUUUCUUGUGGUUCACAGUGUUGUCGGGUUGCCUCAAAGAUGUGGAUGGGUCCCUUUUUUUUCAUCCCACUGAUAAUAUUAGCUGUGUUUGGCAGUGCUGUUUCAGGUGGCUGGGUGAUGCUCAGAUGGAUGUAGAAUUGAUGAGUAGGUGGAGUAGUUGGGGGCAGAUGGAGGGUUAUGGUGAGUAAGUGUGAGAUUUGAAAAUGCUUUAUUUUUUAUAAUAAAACAGGGUUCGUCAGAUCAACUUCAUCGCAGGAGUUUAUUUUAAUUUCUUCCUUUUCCUAUUGAAACAACGUCAUCAUUAGUUGUACAAACAGCCGAAUGUGUGUUUGUGUGUGUGUGCAUCCAAAUAGUGUGUGUGUCUGGUUGUGUGUUUUGUAACUGUUCUGUACAUGUCUCUUUUUUGUCCAACCCCCUUUCUGACAUUUUUUGAAGCAGAACCACAACAUGUUAACAAACAUGUCAGACCAUGAAACUUUUAUUUUGAGUUCAAACACAAAAAGACUUCUUCUGCCAAAGCCAAGUGAAACUGUUGUUACUUUAGAAAGCAAUAGAAAGAAAAUAUGCAGGCUCUCACAUUGUUGUAUAAGGGGAUUACAAACACACAUGCACACACACACAAACAUAGUCAUUCCACUCAAUUUUUUUCUGCAAUAACCAUUUAAUAAUAGUCAUCUAGAAUUAAAACCAAAACAAUUAAAACCUUUUCUUCCUGCAGAAAAAAUACAAUCUCACCAUAGUCCUACAAAUAUCUUUUUUAUUAAUUAUCUAAAAGAGCUAGAGCUAGCAUCAGUCCUCUUAUCAUACAGUACAUUUAAAUCUUAAGUACAUUUCAUCUUAAGAGAUUGCAGUUGCAACAUUAGUUGCCAGUUUUUUCAGGGAAGUGUCUUGUAUAUGCAGUAACCGAAAUAUAACCCCACAAAACCUCCGCAGUCCCAGCUGGUCAGAGGACCUCUUUAUUGAUGUUUCAGGUACCCAAUCAUAGCCAGCCAGCCUCGCAAGCAACUCCUCCUGAGGCAAACCAAUCAAUUUACCCUCAACAACCGUUAGCUACCUUUCUGUGCGGCCUGGUCUGGACUGCCUGUUCCCUCCUAAAUUCACAAAGCUUUUUAUAUUUGGCCUCCUUUUCACUACUGGCUUAAACUUAUGUUUUAAGAGGAAAUGCAUGCUUUAAUAAUAGACUAUAUGAAACAAAGCAAUCAGAAAUGUAGACACAUUGUGAAUGCAGAGAAGGAGCAGCACUUUUUACGAGUGUUUUGGUCUAGAUUCAACUUGAUAAGAUUUUCCCAAGUUCAACCAUUUAACCCCUCUUGAGAUAUACCACAAUGUGCAAUACUUACAUUAUGUUUUCACCCUUUGCUGUGCCAAGUGUUAGUAGCAUAGUCCUACUCCAGUGUCUCCUUCCUGUUAAAGGCUUGUGUGUUUGUCUGUCUGUCUAAGUGUGUGUGGCAUCUUUCAAAUGAGAGUCAGGAUGUUUGUGAAGAGAAACAAAAAGAGUUUGUGUGUAACCUUUUUCCCCCCUGUCCUUGCGGCCUUCCUCAAUUUGAGAGCAUGUGUCAUGUCUCCUUGGGUGUACAUGUUUGUGUGUGUGACCUGUGGGUGCGUGUGAGUAUGUGUGUGUACCGGAUUGUUUCCUCUUCUACUCGUCUGUGAGAUCAUGACCUUCAAUGGUUCACAGUGAGACCCACAGAGAAAAAAGAAACCUCAUUGCUAGUGGGGACCACUUUUUUUUGUAAAAAAGAAAAAAAAAGAAAAAGAAAAAUGGAAAAAAAAAACAGAGAUGCACAUGUAAGUAGAUUUAAAAGACUUGAUAACGUUUCAGCACUUUCUUAUCCUAGGUUGGGCUCGGUCCUACCCCCUCUGUCUCAGACCGAAACCUUCCUUAGGAGUAACAUUCAUUCGAAAAAAAACAGACAGAGAGAAUGAGAAUGAAAAAAGGGGGGUGAAUAGGGAUGAAAAAGAGAGAUGGUUUAAGUUUAAGUUUUUGCACAUCACCUUGCGGUAACCUUGUGUUUUUGUAUCUGUGCUCCAUCUCGAUUGGCGCCCGACGUGUUCUUGGGUCCAACGGGCCGAGGUGUUUGGUGGUUCCUUGGUUCUUUUCUUCUAGGAAAACCUUUACUCAUGGAAUACAUCCCUUCUUUUUUGUGUUUGGGUUUGUUUGGAACCUUUUCCACCCUACACCAACCAGACUGUGCAGUUUAUUAUAAGGUUUAGUUAUGUUCCCAAAUUUGAGUUCUAAUUCGACAAAAGUGUCUGUAGGCUGUUAAGCAUGGCUAGGUUUGGUUGUGCGGUGUGAAAACGGUGCAUAACAAACUUGGCUUUUUUUGCAUUGUCUUUGGUGCAGGAGCUUUUCUGUGUUUUUGGUCUCCUUGUAGCACUCAUUAUAAUGUCAGGGGACUUAAAAACUAUGUAGAGAAUGUGUCAUUGUUGAGUUUUUAUGACAAGCUUCCUCAUCAGAGGAACACAGCUAAUGUCUUUUUUUUUUUUUAAAUUGGCUUCUUGCACAAUUACAAAUAAAUGAAUGUUGGUGUGUGAGCUUUGACUUUUCGAUCAGAAAAAAAGGCAUGUGUGCUCUUUGUUUUCUUGAUGUUUGUACUUUAAUUUUUGCAAAAAAAAAAAAGGAUGUGUUUUUGGCACUUUGUCGUGUUUUAAAAGUGAACAGAAUUCGAUCAGGAUUCCAUUUUUCUCUCUUUUUUUUUUCUUUUUUUGUAUGACGUCUUCAAUGUCCAUAGCGCUGGAUAACCAACUCAGGCAGAAAGAAGAAAAACCCGUAGAGGCCCACGUAACAGUGUAGUUUCACCCCAAUCAAAUUGCAUAGUGGGCUGGUUAAAAUGGGUUAUAAGUUAUGUAAAUGUAUUACAUACAAUUUGAUAUGAUUAACAAAUGACUAUUAACUAUGAAUUAUUAUUAUAAUACUCUGUGUAUUAUGCUGAGGACGGCUUGGAUUACUCUUCAGUGUACUUUGUGUUCUGCCUCUGUGCAAAGCCACAAACACUUCAACAGGGGACAGGCUGUAUUUCUCGUGACUUUUGAACCCUGCCCACUGCCACGGAUGGGGUGGAGCUUAACUGUCAGCUGUGCUUCAUUUUAUCCCCCCUCCCCAAACCCCCUGUUCUGAACACUCAGCCCUGUGGCUAACAACCAGUCUGUCUAGAUGUUUCUCUGUGACACCAAGUAAAGAACUGAGACUUUUUUGGCCCGUGGGCCGUUGGCAGAAAAUACAUCAGCACAGACAUGCAUGUCUGGCCUGCAGGGGGCAGCAGCAGCAGAUCCCAGCCAACUUGUUUGUACUAUAUUGUACUCACCAAGUCCCUCUGUCUCACCACCCCUUUCCUCUAUAGCAAUGGAGAAACCCUGUAGGUGUAUGUAUUUGACAUCUGUACAAAUGCACCUCUUUGAAAAAGAAAAUGAAACCUUGACAUAUCUGGAAUCAA